UGAAAGGGCACUGCUCGAGAACGCCACGUUUACGUCGUGGUUAUUGGUCAGUGGUCUUGUCUCAGUCACACAGGUAUGACAUUGUGGAAACUGAAAUGUUUUAUCUCAGAUUGUUUGAAGACUGUUUCAGAACAAUACAAAAUGUCAAUGUUUUUAAAAGUAGGUAGAAAGUUUCUCUCUCCUAGUAAAGUCAAUGUGUCAUCACAAAAUCAUCCUGGUAAAUGUGGAAUCUUUCAUUAAAGUAAAAGGUAUUGCUCAAGUUUUGGGGAAAUGUGGCAACAUGUUUGUGGUAACCUCUGUAUGCUCGUGUGAGUAUGUGGAGUAUGUUGAAUGUAUGAGGGAAGCCUGGGAGUUUCAUUACAGAUAAAACUUGUAACAUGGCUGCUGGUGGGGAAGUGCCAAGUCCAUGGCUGACACCCCGCAACCGAAAGAGGAAAGGCCCAUUCAUCACAUCUCAGGAGUCUUCUGCUUCUGUAAACACGCACGAAAAAAGGACUGGAGAAAGGUUUGAUGCCUAAAUCCUUGAAGUACACAAGUAAUGAAGGUCUUCCUGUUAACCUUUUCCACUGGAGGUGGUGCUAGCCUAGACAAAGCCUUAAGAUUCCUGUAGCUUCUCGAGCAAGCUCUGUGCUGACUGUGUGAGGCGUUGCCACGGUAACACUUAGAGGGCGCAGAUGGGAGAGUCGGCUGCUCCUCAAAACCUCAAGCGGUUACUAAGGCAAACGUUAAAGCCUCACGCAGCAGACAAUGCUCUCUGGCUCAACUGCAGCCCACUUCCUGUAACUAUGAUGCACCCGUUCCUGCGCCCUUUUUGUCUCUUGACCCACAAACCGAUGUUUGCAAAACUGUUGAGGUUGACGAUUUUGCGAUUCUCAGAAGCCCGUAGAGUGAGAAAUGAAACCAACACCCAAGAGUUUUCAGUAGUUAUGUAACCUACUUCUGUUUUUUUUUUUUUUUAACUUCACCAUAGCUGUUUUUUCCUGUCUUGCCCCAUUAUCUUCGUCAAAAUGCAGUGUUACAUUCCUUGAUGGUUUUGGUGGACGUUCACCCACUGUAGUACUCAAAUGCCCACCACAACCACUGGGUUUAUAACAAGACAUAAGACAACUAUCAAACACAGUUUUAAUACUAGCAAGUGUAUUUUACAUAUUUUAAAGAGUGUGUUUUGUAUAAAAGUCAUUUCUUGAGCUUAGAGACCUAGAUCUAACCACAGAAGGUUGUUUGUUAUUCUUCACAUGAUUCCCUAUGGAAUUUCCAGAAUCCAACCUAGGGAUCGCCACCAGUCCGUUUCCCUCCUCUGCCUUGUGGAAUAUCUUUACUGAGCUUAGACCAUGUUAUAUGCAGUUGAUUAGGUUGGUGGAUGUGCCAUUGCUGGUAAUUUUGUGCAUGGUUAAAUAUAGCAUCCUGGAGUUUGUGUAAAUAUCCUUAUACAUAUUUGUUGAGGGUACGGUCAUUGAAAUGUAUGACCUGUGUAGACGUUCAGAAAAAUACAUGUAAAACUAUGUCAUUUUGUAUGGCUGUCACUUUGGCAAUUGUGGCAAAGUCAAAGAAUUCUGCUUUUUAAAUCAUGUAUGAGUCAAAUUCCCUGUUUUACUGUGUAUGAAGUAUUAUUUAAAACGACUCACUGGAUAACAAAUUCUUUUGAAUUCGAAGUUGACUUUACAGGCCUGACCAAGAUAUGUAACCAAGUUUUGAGUUGAUAUCUGUGUAGAGUAAACAAUUGAUGUGACCACAUCGAUGUCACCAGGUAGAACAAUGGGUUUCUCUUGACGGCAGCAAACACGAAUUCAUAAUCUUUAAAUGUAAAACUAAAAUCUUUUUUUUUUUACAGAAGUUUUGAGGAGUUUACAAUUAGCAAGGAGACUGCUGGUCGAUUAUUUUGGUCUUUCCAACACUAGAUCAGGAUUAGCCAUUUUCUCAAAGGCAAGAUGACAUUCAACCACAAAUGUUCAACACAUUCAUACCUGCUACAGCUGUGGACUGACAUUUAGUAUGAAAAGUAGUUUCACUUUAUGCUGUCAGACAGCUGUUGGCCUGGAGACAUCCCCACUGCUUUGGAAAAAAAACAUGUAGGGUGGUGCGCCAUUACUGUGGAACCAAAACAUAUGAGUCAAACGCUGGUGUUUCCCGCAACCAAAUGCCAGUCCCACUUCAUAACUCCAUCGUCCCGCAGUCUUAACUCUUGACGCUAUAGCCUACAUUUGCAAUUGCAGGUCUCCGUAACUUCCUGUUUCAGAAACCCCACUCUGGCAAACACAAUAGUGUAUUUGUGCUCUCUGACGCCUUACAUAACCUCAUAAGCCAACCCGAUUCUUGGCCCACGCUUGUUUUCGGAGAGAGGAAGUGCAGACAGGUUAGCAGUAUGGCACUGGGGAUUUUUGUUGCUGGGUGGAGGAGAGUUUAUUUUCAAAUGUGUGUAGGUGAGGUACUCUCCCUCCCUUCUCUGAAGGGGUGUUUUUUUCUUUCUUUUUUUUUCUCUUGAUGUCGCACAUCACUAACCAUUUGGAAACACAAAUAUUCUCUCAGUUUCAGGUUGAAGUGUCGCACCACCAUUUCACACUCUGUGACCAAUUACUGGUUAACCCUAUUCCAGAUGGAUUAUUAGGCUACUGUUGUGACUGUCUGAAACUGAAGAAAAUAAGGCUAGCUGAAUGCAAAUUAUUUUGCCCUGUGAAUUACUAUCCUAAGCAGAACUACUCCAAACCGAUUUGUGUUUGAAGUAAGACUAUCAUAAAUGUGUGUUAGGUUCAUUUCAAAGGGGUUCAAAUGAUAGUUUUUAAGCUUAGACUUUAGGCUUACGCUAUAGUUUGUUGUGUUUCAGGUUUUGUAUUUCACUUUUGUUUGCAAACAUACAUUAUAUCCGGCAUUAAGUAACUUUAUUUAGAACAGUAAAUGUCAAUCUCUAAAGUCAUUCUUUAGAGAUCAAAGAACAUUUUAAAGAGGUAUUUCCUGGUACAUUGUGAUUGGUCUAUGCUCCUUCUGCCUGCGCCCUAGCAACAGCACGCCCCAGAGGCUUUAAAAAGCAACAGAAAGCUAGUUUCUCAGAAGUCAGCUGACCACAAAUUCUCUGGGAGUCACAUGACCAAAGUUAAAGAGAAGUUGAAAGACUGUUUACAGGGAAACUUAACCAUUUUGAGUAUUUUCACAACGACCAAUGUUUUUCCAAAUGCUCAGUAAUUUCAUUAGAAAUGUGUCCAGAGGAAAACUUGUACUACAUACUAAAUCAUAGCCUACUAAAUAUAAUUUACAAUUACAUUAUACCUCCAGUUUAUUUAAUAAAUACAUAUGUAAAUUACAUACAAAUCUACACAUGCAGCUGCUGUUUGAGUGCAUUAUUUCUGGCCUAUCUUUACAGAGUCCCUCAUUAUGUUGUGCUAUGGAAAAAGUAAGCCCGAGAAGGAAGAGGAAGCAAUGUGCUGAGCUCUUGUAUUUAAUCAAGGUAGGCUAAUAUCGGCCAUGUCUGCUUCUAGCAUUGCUGUUAUUACUGCAUCAAUCCUUCUGUCUCAGUACUGUAGGACACACCAAGAAACUACAGUAGAAUGUGUGCCCUCUUACAUUUGAACAAAGAUAUAGCCACACUAAAGCCUAGUUCCCGAUUACUCCAUCUUGUGCACCUUUUUUGGCAAAAGUAUUGUUAAUGUUCUACUUAGACUUAAUUUAAAGCAUUUGCUUGUUCUAAUUCACACACACACACACACACACACACACACACACACACACACACACACACACACACACACACACACACUUUUGUAUCUCCUUUAGAGACUGUAAAACAAUUUCACAUCGUGACAGGACAGCCAGUGAACUUCUAAGCAUGGCGCCCUCUCCUGGUCAAAUUUGAAUGUAAUUUGCAGUCAUCGUCUACUGAAAUAAGACCAUUGAACUCAACACAGGUGUCAAUUACACAAUGUAUUAUUGCGUUUAUAUUUUUAUGACAGUUCAACUACUUUUGCUGUUUUGAUCUAUUUCAAUAUGUUUCGGUUUCGGUUUGAAUCUAAAAAAAACCCCAAGGAAUUUACCACUUGAAGUCUUAGGAACUGCUUUUUGGUAUCAGUUAAAUUUGACGCUAUACAGAAAUCUGAAGGACCAAUAAUUCCAAAUAGCUGUCCAGACACUGUCUGUUGUAUGGGAUUUGCCCUUUGUUGCUGGUUUUAGACCAAAACUCUUUUCUGUUGGUUUAAAUUUAAAGAAAAAAAGAAAAAGUUAUUACAAAAGAUUCUAGAAUGGAGCUCCACUCUAGAAUCUUUGGUAUAGUCACCAACAGGGCAUUCCGUUCAUGUGCAUACCCAUGUUGUAAUUGCUUAUACUUUUCUUGUAGUGUGUGUGCGUGUGCGCGUGUGCCUGCCUGGACAACCAAGGUGUGGGUCCUGGAAUGCUGUCUCCCAGUUUGUAAGUUUCCUUAAGGUUCUACUGGGACCUGGUGAUGCUGUUCUUGAUGAUGGGGAACCUGAUCAUCCUACCGUGGGGCAUCACCUUCUUUGAGGACCAGAACACGGCGCCAUGGAUCACGUUUAACGUGGCCUCAGACACGCUCUUUCUCCUGGACCUGGUCUUCAACUUCCGCACUGGUGUAUUUGAAAACGAGGGCGAUCAGAUCGUUUUGGACCCCAAGGUGAUCCGGAGUCGUUACCUGCGCGGCUGGUUCGCGGUGGACUUGAUCUCGUCCAUCCCGGUGGACUACUUCUUCCUGGUGGUGGACCUGCAGUCGCGGCUGGAGUCGUCAGACGUGUACCGCACGGCCCGGGCGCUGCGCAUCGUCCGCUUCACCAAGAUCCUGAGCCUGCUGCGCCUGCUCCGCCUCUCCAGACUCAUCCGCUACAUCCACCAGUGGGAGGAGAUUUUCCACAUGACCUAUGACCUUGCGGCUGCAGUGGUGCGGAUCGUUAACCUGAUCGGCAUGAUGCUGCUGCUGUGCCACUGGGACGGCUGCCUGCAGUUCAUGGUGCCCAUGCUGCAGGACUUCCCCCCCGACUGCUGGGUCGCCAAAAACAACAUGGUGCAUUCCAGUUGGCAGCUGCAGUACUCCUAUGCUGUCUUCAUGGCCAUGAGCCACAUGCUGUGCAUCGGGUACGGGAUGCAGGCUCCAGCCAAUCAGACCGAUGUCUGGCUGACAAUGAUCAGCAUGAUCGUCGGCGCUACCUGUUACGCCAUGUUUCUGGGCACUGCUACCAACCUAGUGCAGUCUCUGGACUCUUCCCGUCGACAGUACCAGGAUAAAUAUAAGCAGGUGGAGCAAUACAUGUCCUUCCACAAGCUUCCUGCUGACUUGCGACAGAAGAUCCACGAUUACUAUGAAAACCGCUUCCAGGGCAAGAUGUUCGAUGAGGACAAUAUCUUAGGAGAGCUCAGUGAUCCACUCAAAGAGGAGAUAAAGGGUUACAAUUGCCGUGAGCUGGUGGCCAACAUGCCAUUCUUUGCCAACAUUGACCCCCAUUUUGUGACCGUUGUGCUGACCAAAUUGUGCUUUGAGGUGUUUCUCCCGGGCGACGUCAUCAUACGGGAGGGCACACUCGGCCGUAAAAUGUACUUCAUACAGCACGGCUGUGUCACGGUCAUCACCAGCGACAAGAAGGAGAAGCAGCUUGUUGAUGGCUCAUACUUUGGGGAGAUCUGUUUGUUAACUCGUGGGCGGCGCACGGCCAGUGUGAGGGCAGAAACAUACUGCCGCCUCUACUCCCUGAGCGUGGAGAGCUUCAACGAGGUCCUGGAGGAGCAUCCUCUCAUACGCAGAGCUUUCGAGAGCAUCGCAAUGGAGCGCAUAGACCGACCAGACAUUUCGAUCACUGCGCCAGAAAAACAGAAAGAGAGUUAAAGAUGCUGUGUGUGUGUGUGUGUGUGUGUGUGUGUGUGUGUGUGUGUGUGUGUGUGUGUGUGUGUGUGUGUGUGUGUGUGUGUGUGUGUGUGUGUGUGUGUUAGAGAGAGUGGGAGAGAGUAGGAGGGAUAUCAUGAUGAAGACCCACAUGGAUAUCUUUUGGAAGUCUACACAAGAACUAUACUAAGGGGGAAAUUCCUUGUUUGAAACUUGUCCUCUACUACUACACCUUGGCUGUAACUUAACAUUAAGUUUGAACAGUACAGUAUUCAGAUGAUAAUCACUAUUAGCCCUACAACAAAUCCCCUACAUUGGGGACCAGGAAGAGGACCAAAAUGAGGAAGAGAGGUAUUUUGUAUUGUUGUACAUGCCUUUCUCCUGACUGAAUGUUGUGAACUGAUAUUCUUUUGUUCGCACGUAUGUUUUGAAUGAAUAAUUGGAUUGGACUAAUUGCUGCAAAAGUCAAUCACGGACAUGUCAAUGCUGCCAUUUCCAGUGGACUGUAGCCUACAUGGAUUCUAUAACUCUCCUUUCCUUCAAUAUGGACAGUCUCUCACUAGGACAUCAGCCUGGUCGUAGUGACCUCUAGUGACACAUAUAUGUAAAAGCAGGCUUUUCUUUCCCAGUUUUGACUUCCAGGAAACUGUGAUAUUUGUUGUUAAUAGAAAAAAAAAACUGCUAUGAAAAUGCACAUUAUUAUAUUAGCCAGUUAUCAUUUUUUUCAGGACUUUCAAUGAGAAGUUCAAUAUUGAAAAUAUUCCUAGAUGAAGUUACUUGAUUUCAAGCAACAUUAGUACAAGUUACAAUGCUUUUUGAAAAUGGACAGUAGAAUAGUAUGCAUAUGACUGGACCAAACAGGCAUUUAGCCGCCUCAUAUUGGAGCUAGCAUCUUUGUCCUAAACCUAUAGGCCAGGGUAUCAAUCAACAUAAUGCUACUCA
Messenger RNA from Sardina pilchardus (European sardine), 6754 nucleotides. RefSeq names its product hyperpolarization activated cyclic nucleotide-gated potassium channel 3 (gene hcn3). The transcript has 8 exons. Gene Ontology annotation, cellular component: axon; dendrite; membrane. Lineage: Eukaryota; Metazoa; Chordata; Actinopteri; Clupeiformes; Clupeidae. Gene Ontology annotation, biological process: potassium ion transmembrane transport; sodium ion transmembrane transport; regulation of membrane depolarization. The coding region runs from base 4427 to 5815 and encodes 462 amino acids. The record is from RefSeq and is a predicted model, not a curated record. Gene Ontology annotation, molecular function: voltage-gated potassium channel activity.